AUGAAUAGAGAGGAACUUUUGACCCUUUCGAGAACGACUUCUCAUUCUUAUAAAAGUGGUUCAACUAAUCAAUCAAAACCGAAUGGUAAUGGCAAUGGCAAUGGCAAUGGCAAUGGCAAUGUCCCAACAAGUACACCAAAUGGCGGCAAAUCCGAACAUGCGAAACAACCUUAUGUAUUUGCAGAUCCAGUUGCUUUCAGGCACGGAAAACCCUCUCCUUUCAACUCAGGAUUUGCCACUAAUUUGGUACAUCCUACUUUUGUUAUUACGACUUACACGGGCGACGACAGACAUAAAAUUCAAGUAGGGGUACUGGGGAUUCCUGCAGAUAAGGAGACAUGGAAUCCAAGGCUUCGAGUGUACUUCAACGCCAUUUCCCAAUAUCACGCCAGACCCAAGGACACGCCAUUGGGCACAUUGAUGGUUACGAAUCUGAGCAGCUUUCCAUCCGGCUUAAACGUGAUUCCUGUACCUAAUGGAGAUGUAAGGAAACAUAGGGAGGAUUUUAUUGUCAACGAGAAUCUGAAGAGGCUAGGAUGUUCUGGGAGAUCCGGCAUGAGUCUCCAGGCCCCGGCGGCUGCAACACAGGCCAAAUUCUUUCAACUAUAUAGAACGAGCGAUCGAAUCCCUCUCUAUGGUGCUGUCAUCGAGCUAGUGAAGCUCUGUCAGGUGGCUUUAAUGAUAUUCGGAAAGUUAGAACAGGAAUACGCGGAUGGUUGUCUUUGUGAUGUUACGGAGAGAGCAAUAAAUGAUUGGUGGACGGAGAUUGGAUCCGAAUACUAUAAUAUCGAACCAUCCGAUGGCAUUCUUGGUCCUACCACUGUGGCAGCACUUCUAGGUUUGCUCAUGGGUGCUAGAAAUCGACUCAAUUACUAUGGAGCCCCGGUGGCCAAGGACGCAUUUGAUGUUGUUAGUCUCAAGCGUGGUAUAGCUUAUUUUCAAAAGUCUCAGAAAAUGGAGCGCACUAGGAGGCUGGAUAGGCGCACUCUACAGCGAUUACAUCAAGCCACUGCAAAAGGUGCUGCAGGUGAUGGCUGGGCAGUUCCCAAAGCGGUCAAAUCGACCCUUGCAGAAGUUAGUGGGAAAAGUGGUGAAAUGGUCAUGGGAAUGGUCGGUCGUGAUAAAUCUGGAAUCGCCGAUAUAGAAACCUGGGAUCUAGAACGCUUGAUAAGUCUGGUACACGGAGCAAGAUCGAAAUGGUUAUGGUAUGGAAAAUCUAGACGGACAGGUGCCGACGAUCAUGGCAAAUCAGAAUCCGCAGCAGCUCAUAUGUCUUUCACCAAGGAUGACCAUGGUGGGUACAUGUGGUCUCACAGCAGAGCUGAUUCAAUACCGGGAGAGGACGAUGCAGAUAGCCGCAAGAAAGAGGUCUCCGACGACAUAUACUCUGCUCAGCCGCCAGGAUCGGCCACGAGCAUGUUAGAAACUUCAAAUGACCGAGAAACGCAACUUCACAAAGCUGUGUUUAAAAAAGCUACCGGGAAGAUGAGUGAAGCUAAGCAAGGCUUUGGGCGGAUCAAGGACGCCGUUGGGCUACGUGGCCACAGCGGUAAACACUCGAAAGAUGAAGCCCGUGAUAUUGAUGAGAACGGUGGUUACUUUAAUCCGGGACAUCUGACUGGAACACCCCAUGGGCUGGGUACACCAUCCAGCCCGACAGUUAACAAGGCAUUUAGUUGGAAAGUCAAACCAGGAGAUUAUGAAAAUGGGUUUCCAAAAUCCAAAGACUUUACAACCGGGUUAGCGCAAGCUGGGCUGCAUGAAAGCGAUAGUGAAUCGCCUCCCGAUCAUUCAAAGACGAGCUUGUUGGAUCCUACUCCAACUCCGAACGCUUUACAAUUGGAGGAAAGGAAGGCCGCGGAAGCUGAAGAACAAUGGCAGGCACAGGCGCAAGAGAUUCGUCGUGAACUUGUGGCAAAGGAGCCUUCUAUUUCAGGCUCCAUUUGUGACGAGGGUGACCUUGAAGGUCCAGUUCUAGAGGCAGAACGUAGUGACAAUCAUAAUUUUGUGGCAAUACUUCAUCGUCGGCAUAGUAUCUCCGAUGCGUCUCACAUGAGGAGGCCUCGCUACGAGGAUCAACUGCAGCGUCAUGUGUCUUUCAGCGAUGCCGAAGACGCUGUUUUAACCUGGGAGCCAGUUGGAAUCAUUGACAAGUUUGAUGAAUCAGACAACUGGCUUGCAUUCCAAAAUUACAAAUUACUCCACGAGGAUUAUAAACGAAUUUACGAGAAGAUAUUGGACCUUCAAAAAAACUUGUGCCCAUGGGUACGAAGGAGGAUUGACGGUAUCAACGCUUUGGACGAUCAAGCUGCUUUGGACCAAGAAAGUUUGCAAGAGCUACAUAUGCAGCUAAGCGAGGAAUAUCAAGAACUAAGGAACAAUACACCAGAUUUUCUUGGCGAAGAACGAUCACAUGUCACAGAAACUCUCAAGGAUAUUGAUGUCCUUGGAGCCAAACUUGAGUACGAGCUUAAUUCUCUUGUAUCGAAAGUACAGGACGUAGAGGAUGGUGUGACUCAAUUCGAAAGACAAGUAGAUGACUUGGAGACACGAGCAGAUGAAUUGGAAGAUAUUUUUAGAAAGGAAAGUUGGGUUCAUUGGAUUGUUCGCUCUAUUACGGGGAUUGGUACUAGUCCAAAUAUUGUGGCACCAAGUAGUCCUUGA
This is a messenger RNA of Sclerotinia borealis F-4128, 2664 nucleotides long. The record is from the annotation of a GenBank genome assembly. Lineage: Eukaryota; Fungi; Ascomycota; Leotiomycetes; Helotiales; Sclerotiniaceae.